Messenger RNA from Sander lucioperca (pikeperch), 2078 nucleotides. Its product is annotated as tripartite motif-containing protein 16-like. Gene Ontology annotation, molecular function: zinc ion binding; protein binding. The coding region runs from base 27 to 1715 and encodes 562 amino acids. NCBI's taxonomy places the organism in Eukaryota, Metazoa, Chordata, Actinopteri, Perciformes, Percidae. The transcript has a single exon. The record is from RefSeq and is a predicted model, not a curated record.
UCAACCAGUCACUGCCAGGAGGUGAAAUGGCACAGAAAAGAGUUAAGCUGGACUGGGAAGCCUUCUCUUGUUCGGUCUGUCUGGAUCUACUGAAGGAUCCGGUGACUACUCCCUGUGGACACAGCUACUGCAUGGACUGUAUUAAAGCUCACUGGGAUGUGGAGGACGUGAAGCAAAUCCACAGUUGCCCUCAGUGCAGAAAGACUUUCACACCGAGGCCUGUCCUACUGAAAAACACCAUGUUAGCAGAUUUAGUGGAGGAAAUGAAGAAGACUGAAGAACUCCAAGCUUCUCCUGCUGAUCACUGCUAUGCUGGACCUGAAGAUGUGGCCUGUGAUGUCUGCACUGGGAGAAAACUGAAAGCCCUCAAGUCCUGUCUGGUGUGUCUGGUCUCUUACUGUGAUCAACACCUUCAGCCUCAUUAUAACUCCUCUGCGUUUGAGAAACACGAGCUGGUUGACCCCUCCAAGAAUCUCAAGGAGAACAUCUGCUCUCGUCAUGAUGAGGUAAUGAAGAUUUUCUGCCGUACUGAUCAGCAGUGUAUCUGUUCUCUCUGCUUAAUGGAUGAACAUAAAGGCCACGACACAGUCUCAGCUGCAGCAGAAAGGACUGAGAGGCAGAAAGAGCUCGAGGGGAAUCAACAAAACAUCCAGCAGAGAAUCCAGGACAGAGAGAAAGAUGUGAAGCUGCUUCAACAGGAGGUGGAGGCUAUCAAUCGCUCUGCUGAUAAAGCAGUGGAGGACAGUGCGAAGAGCUUCUCCAGUCUUAUCCGUUUCAUGAAGUCCAAAAGCACGGCUGUGAAGUGGAUGGUCCGAUUUCAGCAGAAAACUGAAGUGAGUCGAGUCAAAGAGCUUCAGGAGAAGCUGGAGCAGGAGAUCACUGAGCUGAAGAGGAAAGACGCUGAGCUGGAGAAGAUCUCAGACACAGAGGAUCACAACCAGUUUCUACACAACUACUCCUCACUGUCACCACUCAGUGAAUCUACAGACUCAUCCAGCAUCAAUAUCCGUCCUCUGCGCUACUUUAAGGACGUGACAGCGGCUGUCUUGGAAGUCCGAGAUAAACUACAGGACCUUCUGAGAGACACAUGGGCAAACGUAUCACUGACUGUAACUAAGGUGGAUGUUUUACUGUCAAAUCCAAAUCCAAAACCAGAACCCAAGACCAGAGCUGACUUUUUAACAUAUUCACAUGAAAUCACACUGGAUCCAAACACAGCUUGUAGACAGCUGUUAUUAUCUGAGGGCAACAGAAAAGCAACAUGUAGGUAUGAAAAACGGCCUUGUUCUCAUCACCCAGACAGAUUCACUGAUGUUUGGCAGGUAUUGAGUAAAGCGAGUCUGACCGGACGUUGUUACUGGGAGGUGGAGUUGAGAGGGGGGAGAGUUUUUGUAGCAGUCGCAUACAAGGAUAUCAGAAGAGCAGGGAGCUCGGAUGAAUGCGGAUUUGGACUCAAUGACAAAUCAUGGGCAUUAAGGUGUGAAAAAGAACAUUAUACAUUUUUGAACAACAAUGUCCAAACUCAUGUCCCAGGUCCUGUGUCCUCCAGAGUAGGAGUGUACCUGGAUCACAGGGCAGGUACUCUGUCCUUCUACAGCGUCACUAAAACCAUGACUCUCCUCCACAGAGUCCAGACCACGUUCACUCAGCCGCUCUACGCUGGACUUGGGCUUUGUUUUGAUGGAGGCACUGCUGAGUUCUGUAAACUCAAAUAGACAGAAGUCAUUCAACUUCUGUUGUCUCCAUGCUUGUUGCUGAGAGAAGAAUGUUGUGGCAUUUCUACACUGCACAGAGAUCAGCUGUCAAUCAAACAUUAUGGGUGGAACUUGGGACAUCUAAUUGGUUGAUGUGUAGAAUUUCGUAAUCACGUUUGCAGACCAAAUAUUAUUGUUAUGAGGUAUUAUAGAACUGUCAUAAUUCUCAUUAUAAUCACUUAGGAGAUGAUUCAUUAUUGUUUUUUUAUAUAGCUGAGAUUCAAACAAGGUGAAUCUGUACAUGGAGUCAUUGAACAGAUGUUACUGAUGGGAUGUGUGAACAAACUGAAGGUUUACAUGAUGAAUAAACAAACAUGAACAAAG